Molecule: messenger RNA, 1478 nt
Organism: Miniopterus natalensis
Lineage: Eukaryota; Metazoa; Chordata; Mammalia; Chiroptera; Miniopteridae
Gene: BPI
Product: bactericidal permeability increasing protein
Biological process (GO): negative regulation of tumor necrosis factor production; lipopolysaccharide-mediated signaling pathway; defense response to Gram-negative bacterium
Molecular function (GO): lipopolysaccharide binding
Source: RefSeq, a predicted model, not a curated record
AUGGCCGGGGGCCCUGACAGCACACAGAGGUGGGCAACCAUGGUCGUGCUGGUUGCCCUGGGCACAGCUGUGACAGAGGCCACCAACCCCGGCGUUGUGUUCAGGAUCACGCAGAAGGGCCUGGAGUACGUCCGCCAGCAGGGAGUGGCCCGGCUGCAGGAGGAGCUGGAGAAGAUGGAACUUCCCUCUUUCUCAGGAAGCUUUAAGAUCAAGUAUUUGGGGAAAGGUGAUUAUAACUUCUACAGCUUGGUUAUCCGUGGAGUUCAGCUUCCCAGUUCCCAGAUAAGACUGUUGCCCAAUGAGGGCCUUGCUCUCUCCGUGACAAAUGCCAAUGCCAAGAUCAGCGGAAAAUGGAAGGCACGCAAGAAUUUCAUCAAAACCAGUGGCAACUUUGACCUGAGCGUGGAGGGCAUCUCCAUUGCGGCUGGUCUGAAGCUGAGCUGUGACCCCACCUCAGGUCACGCCACCUUCACCUGCUCCAAGUGCAGCAACCACAUUAACAGCGUCCGAGUGCACGUCUCAGGCAGCCACCUGGGGUGGCUGAUCCAACUCUUCCACAAAAAAAUCGAGUCUUCGCUCCAAAACACCAUGAGCAGCAAGAUCUGCCAGGUAGUGACCAGUUCUGUGUCUUCCAAGCUGAAACCUUUUUUCCAGACAAUGCCAGUGACAGCCAAGAUAGAUAACGUGGCCGGGAUUGAUUACUCACUGUUGGCACCUCCGACAGCCACGACUGAGACCUUGGAUGGGCAGCUGAAGGGGGAGUUCUUCAGCCUGGCGCACCGCAGCCCCCCGCCCUUCGCCCCGCCCGCGCUGGCUUUCCCCACCGACCACGACCACAUGGUGUACCUGGGCCUCUCCGACUAUUUCUUCAACACGGCUGCGCUUGUGUACCAGCAGGCUGGGGUCCUGAACCUGGUCCUCAGGGACAGCAUGAUUCCAAAGAAAUCCAAGUUCCGACUGACAACCAAAUUCUUUGGAACUCUAAUCCCCCAGGUGGCCAAGAUGUUCCCCAACAUGAGCAUGCAGCUCCACAUCAGGGUCUCCUCCCCACCGCACCUCACAGUGUCCCCCACCGGCCUUGCCUGCGCUCCUGCCCUGGAGGCCCAGGCCUUUGCUGUCCUCCCGAACUCCUCCUUGGCCCCUCUCUUCCUGCUGGACCUGAACACGAACCUUUCUGUGGAGGUCGGUGCCAUGUCAGACAGGCUUGUCGGAGAGCUCAGCUUGGACAAGCUGCUCCUGCAACUGAGGCACUCAGACAUCGGCCCCUUCUCGGUUGAAUUGCUGCAGGCCAUCAUGAACUAUGUUGUGCCCACUUCCGUGCUUCCCAAGGUUAACGAGAAGCUGCAGAAAGGAUUCCCUCUCCCUCUGCCCGCCCGCAUUCAGCUCUUCAACCUCGUGCUUCAUUCUUACCAGAAUUUUCUGCUGUUUGGAGCAGAUGUUGACUACAGCUGAAGUCACCGUGGGUGCUGGGGACUAUC